Prorocentrum cordatum is the source of this 1200-nucleotide messenger RNA. The record is from the annotation of a GenBank genome assembly. NCBI's taxonomy places the organism in Eukaryota, Dinophyceae, Prorocentrales, Prorocentraceae.
AUGUCCGACGCUGAGUUGUUUGCAGACGUCGCGCCAGUGACCCCGUCGCUGGCGAGCGACGAGCCCGUGCCGAUGGAGGCGGACAGCAGCGAUGACGCACCCUUGCGUCGCACGCAGUCUCAGGCCGUCAAGCGGAUCAAGAUCGACGAGGUGGCCAGGACCGUGCAGGAGCGGGACGAGCCCGUGCAGGAGCUCCGCAAGGCACUCUCGCAGCUCUGCAGGCGGCAGGCCGACGCCGACGCCGACGCCGACGCCGAGGACCUGGCCACAAGGCGCGAGCAUGCUGCGGAGCAGCUGCGGCAGGUGGAGCGCCUGCAGCAAGGCUUCCGGAACUUCGGGGAGGACCUGAUGGAGGGCAUGCUCGCGCUGGACCGCCUUUCCGGGCUCGCGGAGGAGGACCGCGCAGUGCGCAAGCAGACGCUCCGGGGCAUCCAGGGCCUCCUGGACGAGGUCGACGGCGCGAAGCCGCGCGUCGCGCAGCUCCGGAAGAGGCUGGCCGCGGAGUUGGAGCGGCUAGGGCCGGAGCCCUCUCCGGCCAGGGCGGAGCCCGAGGCGCCCCCUGAGGCGACCCCCGAGCCCGCGGCGCCCCUGGAGCCCGAGGACGCCUGCGGGCCCGCCGCGCCCGCGCCCGCGCCAGGCCCGGCCAGCCAGCAGCAGCGGCGGCUGCCGCGGCCAAGCGUCGACUGGAGCCGGGUCAGGCUGCCCGCGGAGUUCUCGGCGGCCGAGCGCGGCCGGGCCUACGUCCUCUCCGCGCAGCUGCCAGGCCUGGAGGCCGACAGCGUCCGGCUGGCGCGCAGGGGCGGCGGCGUGCUGUGCGUCCAGGGGCUGCGGCUGCCCAGCCCCGCGGAGCAGAGGGCCCUCGAGCGGGCGCUGGCGGCGCACCUGCAGAGGCUGCCGAGGGAGCGGCGCCGGCACCUGCAGCAGGAGGAGGUGGACGAGCUCGCGGCGCAGCUCGGCCGCGGGCGCUUCGGCCUGGUGAGGGAGCAGUUCGAGCUGCCGGGCGACGUGGACUGGGAAGGUGUGGAGUGCACCUACGAGCAGGGCGUACUGCGCGUGGUGCUCCCGCGCCUGGCCAUGACAGCGCGAAGCUUUGGUGGCUACGGUGUUCCUGGGCGCCGACGUGCCUCGCAGCCCAGCCCUUGCCCCGGCAGGUACCCAGGACCGGUGUGCGACGGGGGGCGCCCACAGUUCAUGUGGUGA